AUGAAUACAAAAUUAUACAGCUUGUUUGUUUUCAUAUGUUUAAUAAUAGUUUAUUGUGCUACUGUUCAGGGAAGUAAGGACAAUGGAAAAAAUGGGGUAUAUGAAUUAAAGAUGAUUAAAAAGAAACAUAAAAAAAACAAUAAAGACAAUAAACACGUACAAAGAGCUGGUGAGGAUGAGGACGAAGAUGAUAAUAUAGAAUUUUAUAUAAAUUAUAAAUCUAAUAAAGAUUAUACAAAUUUAGUUAAAGAAGAAGAAAAGAGAAAUGAAGAGGUCAAACGUUUAUCGAAAAUGCAUAAAGCUUACACCCUUGGCAUGUCCACAAUAAUUUUUUUAAGUACGUUAUUCUUAAUUAGAGAUUGCGUUCUGGAAAGUAUUUCACGUCCGGAUUCUUAUAUUAGCCAAUUCAUAAAAAAAAGAAUAGAUAAUAAGUAUAAAAAGGCAUAA
This is a messenger RNA of Plasmodium yoelii, 447 nucleotides long. RefSeq names its product conserved rodent malaria protein, unknown function. Lineage: Eukaryota; Apicomplexa; Aconoidasida; Haemosporida; Plasmodiidae. Bases 1 to 447 code for a protein of 148 amino acids. The transcript is spliced from 2 exons. The record is from RefSeq and is a predicted model, not a curated record.